UUCAUCCCCUAAAGAACAACUCACAUGCUUCCCAUCCGAUUCUCCAAAACCCCAUUUAAAAAAAUUUCCCCUCCAUUGAUAACAGUAAAAAAAAAAUUUCAAAAAGGCCAGGAAUCCGUGUUUUUCUAUACCAAACAAGAACAACCCAUGAAAUUCUCUGCUCAAAACGCCAAGAUCCCACGAUUUCCCCCCAAAAUCCCCCUCUCCGGCUAGGUUUUUACCAGUUUAUACUCCAAAUCUAUACUCCCCAGAGCCCCAUUUGGCCAUUUCUGUGCACCCCUUUGAGCCCCUUUCCUGCUCGUUCAAGCAAGCGGCUGCAGUACAUAUACAUCCAUAAUCGUUAGCUUUAAAUGCAAUCAAUGGCCCCACAACUACAUGCUUAACUCUUUUUUUUGCCUCUUCUUCUUCAAAUAUUAUAUUGUUUUUCUGUUGAUCUUCGCUUCAUUCCCUCUCCCCAUGUCUUAGAUUCAGUAUUUUCUUCCAUUUUUCAAGAUUUGAGCGAUUUCCCUGUUCUGGGUUUCUUGUUUUUUGUGUUGGUUUUGCCUCUUUUGGGUUUGGAUUAUGAUCCAUCAUCACCUCUCUGUUCUAUCUCUUUUGGUAAUGAACUGGGUGUUAUAGAUUAGGGGUGAGUAAUUUUAGAGGCUAUAAUGGUUGGAACGCCGACUAAUGGAAGGGCUCGGUUGGCCUUCUCGGUGGUUAACGGUGGACAGGAGCUUUGUCUUACUAGUACUCCGACGAGCAUUGCUGGCUCUGAUUACGGUGGCAUUGAGUUCACUAAAGAAGACGUCGAGGCUCUGUUGAAUGAGAAGCUUAAAAGGAAGGAUAGGUUUAAUCUUAAGGAAAAAUGUGAUAACAUGGUUGAAUACAUUAAAAAGCUUAAACAAUGCAUCAAAUGGUUCCAAGAGCUUGAAUAUAGCUACUUAUUAGAGCAGAAGAAGCUACAAGAUGAGUUGGAGUCCUCUGAGAUCAAGUUCAGUGAAAUGGAGAUGAUAGUGAAGAAGAAAGAGGAAGAAUUGAAUUCGAUUGUCGUGGAGCUUAGGAAGAACAAUGCUUUUUUGCAAGAGAAAUUCACGAGAGAAGAAUCGGAUAAGUUGGCUGCAGUAGAAUCUCUCACCAAGGAGAAAGAGGCUAGGUUGAUCAUGGAGAGGUCACAGGCUUCAGCCUUUGAGGAGCUUGCAAGGGCUCAACGUGAGCUCUCGAGUGCGAAUCAAAAGAUAUCGUCUCUUAACGAAAUGUACAAGCGGUUGCAAGAUUACAUUACUAGUUUACAGCAAUAUAACGGCAAACUUCAUACGGAGCUUUCGACAGCUGAAGAUGACCUCAAACGCGUAGAGAAGGAAAAAGCUGCCAUGGUGGAGGAUCUCGGUAUGAUCAAGGGUGAACUUGCUCUAUCUAAAGCUUCUCAAGACGAAGCAGUAAAGCAAAAGGAUGCUAUGAUGAACGAAGUUACGUGUUUAAGAAGAGAAAUACAACAGGUUCGAGAUGAUCGAGAUCGUCAACUAUCUCUGGUUCAGAAUUUGUCGGACGAAGUAGAGAAGUGCAGGGAGUCUGCGGGAAAGUACUGCGAGGAGCUGAACGAAAUGAAGGAAAAAACAAAUGAAUUAGAGGCAACGUGUUCUUCACAAAGUAUCGAGCUAAGAACAUUGCAAAAUCAUCUAGCUGCUGCAGAAAACAAGCUGCAGGUCUCUGAUCUAACUGCGAUGGAGACGAUGCAUGAAUUCGAAGAUCAAAAGAGGCUCGUACGUGAGUUACAACAACGACUUGCCGAUGCCGAAAAUAAGCUUAUGGAAGGAGAGAAGCUUCGGAAAAAAUUGCACAAUACCAUCUUGGAAUUGAAAGGGAACAUUCGUGUAUUUUGUCGAGUACGACCUCUGUUACCUGAUGAACGUUCUAGUCCCGAAGGAAAUUUUAUCUCGUAUCCGUCGUCGGUGGAAUCUCUUGGACGAGGGAUUGAUCUCGUGCAAAAUGGACAAAGACAUUCUUUCUCAUAUGACAAGGUUUUCGCUCCAGAAGCUACACAAGAAGACGUCUUUGUAGAGAUUUCCCAGCUCGUUCAAAGUGCCCUCGAUGGAUAUAAGGUUUGCAUAUUCGCCUAUGGACAAACGGGUUCGGGAAAAACCUAUACGAUGAUGGGUCGACCAGGGCUCCUCAAGGAGAAGGGACUGAUACCUCGAUCGUUGGAACAAAUAUUUCAAACGAGACAAUCUCUUCAACUCCAGGGUUGGAAAUAUGAAAUGCAGGUAUCGAUGUUGGAAAUAUACAACGAAACGAUCUAUGAUUUACUAUCAACAAAUCGAACAGCUCCAGACGUGCUACGAUCAGAAAAUGGUUCUCCUAUAAAACCGUAUGCAAUCAAACACGAUGCAAGUGGAAAUACUCAAGUUUCGGAUCUUACAGUCGUGGAUGUUCAUAGCGCUAGGGAGGUCUCGUUUCUAUUAGAGCAAGCUUCUCGGAGCAGAUCCGUUGGCAAAACCCAAAUGAACGAGCAAUCAUCAAGAAGUCAUUUCGUGUUCACACUCAAAAUAUCCGGUAUCAACGAGAGUACCGAUCAACAAGUACAAGGCAUUUUGAACUUAAUCGAUCUUGCCGGGAGCGAGCGUCUUUCCAAGAGCGGGUCAACCGGAGAUCGACUGAAAGAAACCCAAGCCAUAAAUCGAAGUUUAUCGUCUUUAAGCGAUGUUAUAUUUGCUUUGGCGAAGAAGAAAGAACACGUUCCAUUUCGAAACUCGAAGCUUACCUAUCUUCUUCAGCCAUGUCUGGGCGGAGAUUCGAAGACGUUGAUGUUUGUAAAUAUCUCUCCUGAUUCGUCCUCGGCCAGUGAGUCACUCUGCUCGCUUCGCUUCGCUGCCCGGGUUAACGCUUGUGAGAUUGGUACUCCUCGACGUCUAACCAAUACUCAAUCUUAAGAUUUAUGCUCGAGAUUUGCCGAAUCGAUAGUGAAAUAUGAGAAUGAUUCUGACUUAGGCUUAGUUGUGUAUAGCAAAAGAGAUCUGAUUGUAUUAAUGAAAUUUAGAUCUUUUUCCCCUUUUAAUUAUCAAAUCUUGCUGCAAA
Molecule: messenger RNA, 3051 nt
Organism: Cucurbita moschata (crookneck pumpkin)
Lineage: Eukaryota; Viridiplantae; Streptophyta; Magnoliopsida; Cucurbitales; Cucurbitaceae
Product: kinesin-like protein KIN-14N
Exons: 16
Coding region: 648-2906 (752 amino acids)
Biological process (GO): microtubule-based movement
Molecular function (GO): microtubule motor activity; microtubule binding; ATP binding
Source: RefSeq, a predicted model, not a curated record